GUUAAUUAAUAUUUUUCAAAAGUUUUAAUGUUAUUGAUGAUUUAUUUUAUAUAAAAAUUCUUAUUGGUGUAAAAACAGAAAGCUACAAUUUAACUAUUUUUGAGAACAGGAAGUUUGGUAAACUUGUGAUCAAAUAGUGAGCGAUACAGAAAAAAGACCAAGUAUUGCAGUACUGUUACUGUUAAACAUAAAGGUAGUGCAAUAGCUGCUAGAAAUGGCUAGAAGCAAAGAAAGCCCAUGUCAUGCAUUAGAAAGAUUAAGUCUAGAUCAGAAAAGUUUAACUGUUGAAGAAAGACGUUUUUUACAAGGAGUCCAAGAUCAAGAUGUUGAAAGGGUUCGGAACAUGUUAGAGACAGAUCCAAAUCUGUCAAUCAACUGUUGUAAUUUUAGAGGAGAGCGUGCAUUGGAAAUUGCUGUUGGAGUACAUGAUGAAGAGUUGGUAGUUGAACUUUUAAACUUAUCAAAAUAUCGAUCUAAACCAAUUGAUUAUGAUCAUUAUUAUGCAAGCAUCUUACGUGCAGUGCUGGAGCAAGAAGAACCUAUUUUAAAAAUAUUGUUAGCAAGUUAUGCAGAAUUUAAGAGCCAGGGAACAGAUGAUUCACCUCCAGAUGUUGCCAGUAGCAAUUUGACUCCUCUCAUGGCUGCUGCCAUUAAUGGCAAUAUAAGAAUAACAAGGUUGCUCAUGGAGAAUGGCCACAAGAUAAAUGACCCCAAUCAUGCCAGUUAUGUCAACUAUAAAUAUGGUGAGAGUUUAAAGGAAUCCAUUUCUCGUAUAAAUGCUUAUCGUGCCUUGGCCAGUCCAACUUAUAUUAUUGCAAAAAACAAUGAUCCUAUUUUGGAAGCUUUUCAGCUUAGUGAUGAAUUGCAUAAACUGGGAUCUAAUUUUCUUGAAUACAAGGAUGAAUAUGAAAAACUCUCAGUCGAAUGUUCCCAGUUUGCUGCAGCUCUUCUGGAUCAGUGUCGUGAUACAAAAGAAGUUAAAACUAUUCUACGUCAGAAAGAAGGAUGUAUUGAUUCAAGACCUCACCCAUUCCCACGCCUUAACCAUGCUAUUUACUUGAAGCAAAAACAAUUUGUGACACAUCCAAAUUGUCAGCAAGUAAUACGCUCUGUUUGGGUUGGAGAGUUAUCAGACUGGUGGAGCUGGUCAACUACAAGACGAACCAGGCACAUUCUUACUCAUGCCUUAAUAGCUCCAUUCCUUGUUCUGUUUUAUGUGUUAUUUAAAACUGAAACUUUAAAAAAGCCUCUACGGGUACCUUUGAAUCGAUUCAUUUAUUCUGUUGUGUUCUACGUUUACUUUCUGAUGUUUUUGAUUGCUUCACUGUACAAUGAAAUACAUGAUCUUCUUCAUCCAGUGAGAUGGUCAGAAGUGGCUGUAGGCUUUUGGGUUGUAGGAUAUGCACUAGAGCUAGUUUGUAGCGUAUACUAUCAGAAACCAAAAGUGUUUUUUAGGUCUUUCUGGACAGUCUAUGAUGUGAUCACAUUUAGUUUCUUUCUCAUUGCUGAAGCAUUGUGGUUUGGAUUAUAUAUUAUGUCUAAGGUGGACAAAACAGCUGUAUACUUAACUCGUGAGCAGUGGAGCCCAUUCCAUUGUUUCUUAAUUGCAGAGGGUCUUUAUGCACUAGGAACGCUGUUUGCUUUCUGUAGGCUUUUGUUUUGGUACGAAGCUCAUACAAAACUUGGACCUUUGAGUGUUUCUCUCCGAUACAUGAUAUAUGAUGUUUUAAAAUUCUUGCUGAUAAUUCUUGUUAUUCUGUUUUCUUUUGUUAUUGCUAUAAAUUCCAUAUACAGGAAUUACAAAGAAAACAUCUUAUAUUUAGAAAAUGGUCGGAAGAAACAUCAACCUGAAUCAUUUAGCACAAUACAAAAGACCUUCAAAACAUUGUUUUGGGCAAUUUUUGGCACCGAACAAUCUGUAGCUGCUGAUAUAGUCCUUUCCGGAAACCAGACAAAUAUGGAAGCAGAUCAUGUUUUCACUGAAGCAGUUGGUUACUUUUUGUGGGGAUUCUACCAUAUUACCAUUGUUAUUAUUUUGCUAAACAUGCUAAUAGCUAUGAUGACAGGGAGUUAUAAGAGAGUGCAGGAAAACUCGGACACAGAGUGGAAAUUUGCAAGAUCUGCUCUGUGGUUGGCAUACUUUGCAUGUAGAAGUGCAGUUCCUUCACCUUUAAACUUAAUUCCACGUAUUCAGAAACUAGUGAAUUUGGGUAAAAAGCUCAGAGACUGUUUUUGGAAGAAAAACUUUUCAAGCCAGAACACAAAAGGCGGUGUUUAUAAAAGGAAUUGCUGUUUUUUUGAGAAUUGUGGUGAAGAAGAGGGUGAAUGUCAGACACAAAAAGACUAUAAGGAUUUGAUUAUUCAGUUAAAACAUCGUUACCUCCAAGCACAAGAACACAGAACUCUAAAUACCGUGAUAUCUAAUCAGAAUAUGAUAUCGGGUGAAAUGCUAGAGAAACUUAGAACAGAAGUAAUUCAGGAAGUGCGAAAGUCUUUGAGAUCCAGCAUAACCCUUGCUCAACUACGUUUUUUUAAACCAUCUUUGAAACAGAGUAAUGAAGUAGAUGGUAGUAUUGAUAAUGAAACAAGGUGUACAAGUAUAUAGGUAACAUUUUGCAUCUUAUUUAAGUUCCCCACAACUGUGUGGGUGUAAUCAGGUGUUUACCAAAUAUUUAAUUUUUUUUUUAUUUUAACAGUGAUCUCAUGGUAAACUAACUUAUAAAUUGUAGGUUAACAUACAAGUAGACAUUUUAUGUUAGAUUAUUACAAUGAAUUUUAUAAGUGUGUAGAUACAUUUUUAAUUAACUUGUUUUACAGUUAGUUUCUUGAAGCAGAAUGACUAUUUGUCUUAAAGAUUUCAAUAUUUGUAACUGUGAACUUUAAAAAUUCAUAUAUAACAUAAUGUUGCGUAUCUGCUCGUCUCUUA
This is a messenger RNA of Limulus polyphemus (Atlantic horseshoe crab), 2926 nucleotides long. RefSeq names its product short transient receptor potential channel 3-like. Lineage: Eukaryota; Metazoa; Arthropoda; Merostomata; Xiphosura; Limulidae. The transcript is spliced from 11 exons. Bases 215 to 2605 code for a protein of 796 amino acids. Gene Ontology annotation, molecular function: protein binding; store-operated calcium channel activity; inositol 1,4,5 trisphosphate binding. Gene Ontology annotation, biological process: manganese ion transport; regulation of cytosolic calcium ion concentration; calcium ion transmembrane transport. The record is from RefSeq and is a predicted model, not a curated record. Gene Ontology annotation, cellular component: membrane; cation channel complex.